Cynoglossus semilaevis (tongue sole) is the source of this 2513-nucleotide messenger RNA. RefSeq names its product RUN domain containing 3Aa (gene rundc3aa). The record is from RefSeq and is a predicted model, not a curated record. The coding region runs from base 19 to 1332 and encodes 437 amino acids. NCBI's taxonomy places the organism in Eukaryota, Metazoa, Chordata, Actinopteri, Pleuronectiformes, Cynoglossidae. The transcript has 11 exons.
CCCCGGGGCCGCCGCUGGAUGGAGUCGGGCUGCCUUCAAAAAGCAAUGGCUAUGGGUUUGACAUCGAAAAAGGCGUCUGCUCGGAGCUUCGGCGUGGAGAGAAAAAACCUCAUCACGGUUUGCAGAUUCUCCGUAAAGACUCUCCUGGAAAAGUACACUGCAGAGCCCAUAGAUGACUCAUCGGAGGAAUUUAUUAACUUUGCCGCUAUUUUAGAGCACAUCCUCAGCCAUCGCUUCAAAGGUAACACUGCAGGUUCCGGAAGCUGGUUCAGCUCAGAUGGACAGCGCAGCUUCUGGGAAUACAUCCGAGUGGCGUGCAGCAAGGUGCAGAACAACUGCAUCACCAGCAUUGAGAACAUAGAGAACAUCAGCACAUCGAGAGCCAAGGGCCGGGCGUGGAUUCGGGUGGCGUUGAUGGAGAAACGUUUUUCUGAAUAUGUGUCCACUGCUCUGAGAGACACAAGAACCACCAGGAGGUUCUAUGAUGAUGGAGCCAUUAUGCUGAGAGAGGAGGCCACGGUCCUGACUGGGAUGCUGAUUGGACUGAGUGCCAUUGACUUCAGCUUCUGUUUGAAGGGUGAGACUCUGGAUGGAAAAUCUCCAGCUGUGAUCGACUACACACCUUACCUGAAGUUUACUCAGACGUACGACUACCUGAGUGAUGAGGAGGACCGUCGCAGUGUGGACAGCAGCAAUAGCGAGGAGAGUGUCCCUGAACAUCCUUACAUUCCUCUGGUGACGGACGAGGAAAGCUGGAGCAACAAGUGUCGCAAGAUGGAGCAGAGGUUCAAGAUUGUUUACGCCCAGAAGGGUUACCUGGAGGAACUGGUACGUCUGCGGGAGUCACAGCUGAAAAAUGUGGAGAUGGAGAACAAGCAUCUGAGAACCAAGGUGGAGGAGCUGACCGUCCAGGGUCAACAGGAGAAGAAGGAGCUGGAGUCCAUUGUGCUGGAGCUUCAGGCACAGCUUUCAGCUUUAAUGCCUUGUGACUCGUCCCAUCUGGCUAAGGACCUCGCCAUCCCAUUGGUCAACCAGUGGUCCACCAUCACAAACAACCAAUGCAAUGUCAAACUGUUCCGCAGGAGGAGUUUCCACAGUUUGGAGCAGCUGUCUGCUGAGAUCAGUCUGAACUCUGACUCCCAGAAGACUGAUGGGAGACAGAACGGAGAUGCUGCCUGGACUUCAGCAGGAAAAGACAACACUCCCUCCAUGCUGGGUCUGUGUGGAUCUCUGGCCUCUUUGCCCAGCUCCAAGUCUCUGGCCAGCCUAAAGUCCAGUGAGUGCUUGGUCAACAUUAGCACUGAGCCCAGCCCUGCACUCUCUCCCAGCUAGGAGCUGCAAGCCAACCACAACUCAGCCUGUCUGCCUGGUGAUGCUGCGUCCACCAACUCCCUGCUCCUCUCAUCCCUCCAGCUCCAGGAGAGUCACGGCACCGUCUUUGGAUUUUUGCACACACAAGAUUGAAGUCAUUAAGCUGUAAGGUUCCAACUGUUUUAGUUGUUCUUUUUUCUUUUUUUUUUAUAAUUUUCCCAAACCUUAUCACUUGAACCGUCUUAUGCACUAUCCUGUUGUACUAUCUGUGAAUCUCUACAUUCAAUAUCAUACAAUUCUUCCUGAAGUCAUGUGACAAGUCAUCCAGUCUCAUCUGUGCCCUUAUGCUCUUCCUGUUAUUUUUUUCCUGUCUUUUGUAAAUGUGACUAAAACAGCAGAGGCUGCUCUGUUAAUGCAGCUGCCGAUAGAGAGAUGUGAUGAUUAUUGUCAGAGGAAAAUGAUAUUUACUAUGUAUAAGGUAGAGAAUGGGAUUUUACAUUGUCUUAUUCUGUCCUAUUGCAGUGUUUGUGUAUUAGACCAGUGGACCCUGACUUUUUUUGGACCCUGGACUGGUUUGGUGUAAGACAACAUUACCCAGAGUCUGGGUGUCAAUGCAAUUUUAAUGUGCUUAAAAAUAGAACCCACUGUUAAGCUGAAUCGGAGCCUCAUGUGAGAGCAAGCUUUCACCUGUGGACCAUACAUACUUACUUUUCUGUAACUCUUUUGACUCCAGGGUUUUUUGUUGUUGUUUUAUUAGGAUCAAAAUAUAUAUUUUUAGUUGUCUCUAGAUUUUGUGAUGUAUCUUGGUAGGGGACGACCAUCGUGACAUAUUGAGAAUUGGUGACAGCGAAUUUAGUCAUUUUUAAAAACAAAUACAUCUUUUACUGUAAUGAUCAAUGGCACAAAAACAUGUUGUUUUCGUGCCAUUGUUUGUGGCCCUGUACUCAGUGACCCACUGCUUCUAGUCCGGGGCCCAUAGGCCGGGGACCUUUGUGUUAGUAUGAAAAGAAUCUUGGGUCUGCCACCUUUCAAUUGGCAUAUUAUUCCACACACACUCUUGCACUCUUUUUGAGCCAUUGGGUUUGUGAAUCUGUUUUCAUUUACUCUAUAGCAUAUAGUUUACCUUCUAAACUGUACCAUUUAUUUAUUUAUUUGCUAUUUACUUUAUUGUUUUUGUUGUAAUAAACAGUCUCUUUUCCAUG